CAGAGAAGCGGCCGCGGCGGUAGAGGCAGCAGAGACGGUUUCUCCAUCUUCCCCCCUCCCCUUUCCCCCUUGGAGUUUCCCUCCCUCCCUCCCUCCCUCCUUCCCAGUCUGGGCACUAAGGCCUGCGACCGCUCCGUGAGCUGAGAGGAAGCUGCCAGUCCGCUUCGGCGGGCCUGCGCCCGCGCUGUUCUCGGGCCUCCCCGCUGAGUGCGAGGUUCAAGCUGAGGGGACGCGCAGCGACGAGUGGCUGAGGAGCUUUGCGACAGGGUCUUGCUGUGUUCCCCAGGCUAGUCAUGAACCCUUGGGCAAAAGCAGUUCACUCCACCUGUGCCUUAUAAGAACACAGGAGCGAGGUUACAAAGCUUUGUGUGAAAGUUUGGACUGGAACCCCGACUUUAACAAGCUUUGUAGUGCAUCCCUGAGCAUGAACGCAGAAUGAAGCGGCGUCUGGAGGACCAGGAGUCACCGGUGUAUACGGCUCAGCAGCGGAGGAUCCCUGGCAGCACAGAGGCUUUUCCUCACCAGCACCGAGUGCUCGCCCCCGCCCCCCCUGUGUAUGAAGCAGUGUCUGAGACCAUGCAGUCAGCCACUGGCAUUCAGUACUCGGUGACACCCAGCUACCAGGUUUCAGCUGUGCCACAGAGCUCUGGCAGCCACGGGCCCACCAUAGCAGCAGUUCAUAGCAGCCACCAUCACCCAACAGCUGUGCAGCCCCAUGGAGGCCAGGUGGUCCAGAGCCACGCCCACCCAGCACCACCAGUAGCACCAGUGCAGGGACAGCAGCAGUUUCAGAGGCUCAAGGUGGAGGAUGCGCUGUCCUACCUUGACCAGGUGAAGCUGCAAUUUGGCAGUCAGCCUCAGGUCUACAAUGAUUUCCUUGACAUAAUGAAGGAAUUUAAAUCUCAGAGCAUUGACACUCCAGGAGUGAUCAGCCGCGUGUCCCAGCUAUUCAAAGGCCAUCCUGACCUGAUCAUGGGCUUCAAUACCUUCUUGCCUCCUGGCUACAAAAUUGAGGUGCAGACCAAUGACAUGGUGAACGUGACAACUCCUGGCCAGGUUCAUCAGAUCCCUACCCAUGGCAUCCAGCCCCAGCCUCAGCCACCACCCCAACAUCCUUCCCAGCCUUCAGCCCAAUCAGCCCCAGCUCCUGCCCAGCCAGCUCCUCAACCCCCACCUGCCAAAGUCAGCAAGCCUUCCCAACUACAAGCACAUACUCCAGCCAGUCAGCAGACUCCCCCUCUCCCACCAUAUGCAUCCCCACGUUCUCCACCGGUCCAGCCUCACACACCAGUGACAAUCUCAUUGGGAACGGCCCCAUCCUUGCAGAACAAUCAGCCUGUGGAGUUUAAUCAUGCCAUCAACUAUGUUAAUAAGAUCAAGAACAGAUUCCAGGGCCAGCCAGACAUCUACAAAGCAUUCCUGGAGAUUUUGCACACCUAUCAGAAAGAGCAGCGAAAUGCCAAGGAAGCUGGAGGAAACUACACCCCUGCUUUGACUGAGCAGGAGGUAUAUGCCCAGGUGGCUCGUCUCUUUAAAAACCAGGAAGAUCUGUUGUCAGAGUUUGGACAGUUCCUGCCAGAUGCCAACAGCUCCGUGCUUCUAAGCAAAACAACUGCGGAGAAGGUUGAUUCUGUGAGAAAUGACCAUGGAGGCACUGUGAAGAAGCCGCAGCUGAACAACAAGCCACAGAGACCCAGCCAGAAUGGCUGCCAGAUCCGUAGGCACUCUGGGACGGGAACCACCCCUCCAGUGAAGAAGAAACCCAAACUACUCAGCCUAAAGGAUUCUUCUAUGGCAGACGCCAGCAAGCAUGGUGUUGGAACUGAGUCAUUAUUUUUUGAUAAGGUCCGAAAGGCGCUGCGGAGUGCAGAGGCCUAUGAGAAUUUCCUGCGCUGUCUUGUUAUCUUUAACCAGGAGGUGAUCUCGCGGGCUGAACUUGUACAGCUAGUUUCUCCUUUUCUGGGGAAAUUCCCUGAAUUGUUUAAUUGGUUUAAAAACUUUCUGGGCUAUAAGGAGUCUGUGCAUUUGGAAACCUUUCCAAAGGAACGAGCCACAGAGGGCAUUGCCAUGGAGAUAGAUUACGCCUCUUGUAAAAGGCUGGGCUCCAGCUAUCGAGCCCUGCCCAAGAGUUACCAGCAGCCCAAGUGUACAGGACGGACUCCACUCUGUAAAGAGGUUUUGAAUGACACCUGGGUUUCCUUCCCAUCAUGGUCAGAGGAUUCCACAUUUGUUAGUUCCAAGAAGACUCAGUAUGAAGAACAUAUUUAUCGUUGCGAAGAUGAACGCUUUGAGGUUGAAGAUGAAAGAGGAAGAGUGGCGAGAAGCUCAAAGAGGAUUUAACAAGGUGUGGCGAGAACAAAAUGAGAAAUACUACCUGAAGUCUCUAGACCACCAGGGCAUCAACUUUAAACAGAAUGACACGAAGGUCCUGAGGUCAAAGAGCUUACUCAAUGAGAUUGAAAGUAUCUAUGAUGAGAGGCAAGAGCAGGCUACAGAAGAGAAUGCUGGUGUCCCUGUUGGCCCACACCUGUCACUGGCGUAUGAAGACAAGCAGAUCUUGGAAGAUGCCGCCGCUCUGAUUAUCCAUCAUGUGAAGAGGCAGACAGGCAUUCAGAAGGAGGACAAGUAUAAAAUCAAGCAGAUCAUGCAUCAUUUCAUUCCAGAUCUGCUGUUUGCUCAGAGAGGUGACCUCUCAGAUGUGGAGGAAGAAGAAGAAGAAGAGAUGGAUGUAGAGGAAACCACAGGGGCAGCCAAGAAGCACAAUGGUGUUGGGGGCAGCCCUCCGAAGUCCAAGCUCCUGUUCAGUAACACAGCAGCUCAGAAAUUAAGGGGGAUGGAUGAAGUGUACAACCUCUUCUAUGUCAAUAACAACUGGUAUAUCUUUAUGCGACUGCACCAGAUUCUGUGCUUGAGGCUGCUACGGAUUUGUUCCCAAGCUGAACGGCAAAUUGAGGAGGAAAAUCGAGAGAGAGAAUGGGAACGAGAGGUGCUAGGCAUAAAGCGAGACAAGAGUGAUAGUCCUGCCAUCCAGCUUCGUCUCAAGGAGCCUAUGGAUGUUGACGUGGAAGAUUAUUACCCAGCUUUCCUGGACAUGGUGCGGAGCCUGCUUGAUGGCAACAUAGACUCAUCACAGUAUGAGGAUUCUCUGAGAGAGAUGUUCACCAUUCAUGCCUACAUUGCCUUCACCAUGGACAAACUGAUCCAGAGCAUCGUCAGACAGCUGCAGCAUAUUGUCAGUGAUGAGAUCUGUGUGCAGGUGACUGACCUUUACCUGGCAGAGAUCAACAAUGGAGCUACUGGUGGCCAGCUGAACACACAGACUUCAAGGAGCCUCCUGGAGUCCACAUAUCAGCGGAAGGCGGAGCAGCUCAUGUCAGAUGAGAACUGCUUUAAGCUUAUGUUUAUUCAGAGCCAAGGCCAAGUUCAGCUAACCAUUGAGCUUCUGGACACAGAAGAGGAGAACUCAGAUGACCCUGUGGAAGCAGAGCGCUGGUCAGACUAUGUGGAACGCUACAUGAAUUCCGACACUACCUCCCCUGAGCUACGUGAGCAUCUGGCUCAGAAACCAGUGUUUCUCCCGAGGAAUCUGCGGCGUAUUCGGAAGUGUCAGCGUGGUCGAGAACAGCAGGAAAAGGAAGGGAAAGAAGGAAACAGUAAGAAGACCAUGGAGAGUGUAGACAGCCUGGAUAAGCUGGAGUGCAGAUUCAAACUGAAUUCCUAUAAAAUGGUCUAUGUGAUCAAGUCAGAGGACUACAUGUAUCGGAGGACCGCCUUGCUCCGAGCUCAUCAGUCCCAUGAACGUGUUAGCAAGCGUCUGCAUCAGAGAUUCCAGGCCUGGGUAGAUAAAUGGACCAAGGAGCAUGUGCCCCGUGAAAUGGCAGCGGAGACCAGCAAGUGGCUCAUGGGUGAGGGGCUGGAGGGCCUGGUGCCCUGUACCACCACCUGUGACACAGAGACCCUGCACUUUGUAAGCAUUAACAAGUAUCGUGUCAAAUACGGCACAGUAUUCAAGGCUCCUUAACUGCAAAGCCAGAGCAGUAACUUGAGGAGGUGUGUGUGUGUGCGUGUGUGUGUGUGUGGGCAUGUGCACUCACACACCCUAAAGAAGCAAGGAAGAUGCCUUUUUGGCCUCCCUGGGACAUGGCCACUGGCAAAGCGUGUCACCAGGUAGGAUACAUCUAAGGAAGGUGGACCCCUUGCAAAGCCCGAGCUGGCCCUUCCCCAGGGAUGUUGGCUCUUGGCCCACCCUAGAGGGGAAGGAAGCCCAUGCAAGCACAGAGACAUGCAGUUGCUUGCUACACCAGCAGAGCUAAGACUCGUGUCUCCGGUGCCCUGACCUUCAACGGAGCAACCAGUGCUAUUCAUGCUUCGACUGGAUGGAGGUGCGGUUACAAAACAGACUGGGGAAGGACUUGAGCAGAUGCAUUAUAACUGGGAUGGUCACGGCUCCUCCCUCCUCCCACCAAGGGAAAGAGACUGGAUUUCUUUGAUUUUUUUUCCUCCCUGGUCACUUGUUCACAUCUAAGAUCACCCAUUAGGUUUUAUGUGGGACCUGCAGUUGGCUUUGGGAUUGAUCAUUUUGUGGAUUUGAUUCCUGAUGAAUCCCUUGCUGCCUACCCCUUCUUUCCUCUGUUUCUCAGCCUCAAGAAGUUCAAAUCAGUCAUCCUUUUUAGCUCCCGUGGAACUGUUUUGUACCUGCUUCUUUAUUAGUCUUAGUGCCAUCCACCAGCUUUACUCUGACACACAUGUGCACACACACACAAUUUUAACUUGUUUUUUUUGUAAAUAAUGUACAUACUGUCAAUUUUUUAUUAAAAGAAAUAUGCUUUGAUGUGCUAGCGUAACUGCUCUAGCUUCUUGUGUACCAUAGUACUAUGUGGCUUCAGAUUUAGUACCUAUGAAGAGAUGUACAAGACAUUUAUUACACUUUUUACCAAAGGGAGUUACCGUUGUAGUACUUUUGUGUAAAACUUGUCUUCCCCUUUGCCUCCACUUUUUUUUUCUUUUUUUUUUCUUUCUUUUUUUUGUAAAUAAAUAAAGCUUGGUUCUUACUUAAGGAAUAAACUCUGAACCCAA
This is a messenger RNA of Heterocephalus glaber (naked mole-rat), 5076 nucleotides long. The record is from RefSeq and is a predicted model, not a curated record. Lineage: Eukaryota; Metazoa; Chordata; Mammalia; Rodentia; Bathyergidae.